This is a messenger RNA of Symbiodinium natans, 912 nucleotides long. The record is from the annotation of a GenBank genome assembly. Lineage: Eukaryota; Dinophyceae; Suessiales; Symbiodiniaceae.
AUGGACACCCUGUCUAAUCACAUCGUCGUCGCCCAACUCAGCAAGACGAAGAUGUGCAUGCAACACAGAAGGGGCCUUUGCAAAGAGGGAAACUGCUGCCGCUUUGCGCAUUCAGCCGACCAGUUGCGACCAGCGCCAGAUCUGGCGAAAACGGCAAUUUGCCGUGCAUUCUCUCGUGGAAUGUGUGCGGAGGCCGACUGCAAGUUUGCACAUGGUGAGCAAGAGCUUCGCGUUAGUCCGAGCGUCUACAAAACUCAGCUGUGCAAUUUUUUCGCCCGCGGUCACUGCAAGAAGGGCGAGCGCUGCCGGCAUGCUCAUGGCCGAAGAGAGCUACGUGAGUUUCAGGUUCAAGACGAGAACCAACUUGAAAAGGACCUGCCAAACCGAGAUCGUCUAGAAGACUCCCCGGAUGUCUUCAGCACGCCCCAGAAGGGACAGAUCAGAGCACCGCCGGGGCUUCAGCGCCAAGUUCUUGGCGACCUGACCAACCAGGACCUGUCCAAGCGAGAUGUUGGAGGUAGUUCUCCGGACAUCUUCACGACACCGAAGAAGGCAUACAAAGAGAACAUGGCGACUCCCCCAUCGAGCUUGCCCAUGAAGGUCGCUCUUCCCGGCCACACGCCCUUGACAGGAGUACCAGGCUGCGACAGCCCAGCUCUAUCAUGGCCAGACGAGGAUUUGGAAAAUGAGCUGGGCGCUGAGCAGCUUGCAGCUGCUGCAGCAGCGGCUGCCAUCUCAGCGCAAGAGCACACUGCGGCGGCGAACGCCGCAUCGGCGGCCGCGCUGACAUGGGCACGGGCGGCCGCGCAACAAGGCUCUCCAGUUGACUUCAACACCAUCUUGGCGCUGCUUUCGACGCAGCCGCCACCAUCCCCUCCACCACGCCGAGAGGCAAAGAGCUGGGUCCUGUAG